AUGCUCGUUUCACUUGACCAAGUUGCGGACAAGUUUUUUGACUACGUCGUCUGCGGAGGCGGAACUGCGGGUCUCACUCUCGCAGUCCGGUUGAGCGAGGAUCCCAACGUAUCAGUACUUGUAUUAGAAGCGGGCGGAACCCACUUCGACGAUCCUUCUAUUUUGCGUCCCGCAUCAUGGGGGAGUCAUUUCAGUAAUUCUACGCAAAGUUGGAAUUUUCAAACAGUUUCGCAGAAAUCAUCUGGUGACAAACCGUUCCCCUGGUUCAGGGGAAAGGGCCUUGGAGGAAGUUCUUGUAUAAAUUUCAUGUGCUGGCUUAAGCCUCCUGCAGCCGAGAUAGAUGACCUUGAGAGGCUCGGAAACCCUGGGUGGAACUGGACUGACUACCAGAAACAUCUUGACAAGACCGAAGGAUUUAUAACGCCGAGCGUUGAUGUGCAGGAGCGGAACCGUCUGUGCUUCGAUACGUGGAGAAUCGGCACAAAUGGACCUCUCAAGAUUUCUUAUCCAGCACCGAAUGACUUAUUCGAGCUGAAUUUUUCCGUUCGUUUCAUCAUAAAGACCCUGAUCAAUGCGGGCCUUCCUGUUUCGCGUCAACCCUUGAGCGGUGACCCAACAGGUGUCUUCCUCGCUCCCAACACCUAUGAUCCGACUACUCAUACCCGGUCAUAUGUCACGACUGCCCAUUAUCUCCCUCACAAAGAAAGGGAGAAUCUCUCAGUGCUCGUAGACACAUCCGCUAGCCGCAUCCUGACGGACACCACGGGAAACGGCAACACUACUGCAAUUGGGGUACAGUUUGAGUAUGAGAAUGAAACAUAUACCGUAAAUGUGCGCAAAGAAACCAUCAUAUCGGCAGGCUCGAUUCAAUCACCGCACAUACUUGAGCUCUCCGGGAUUGGUCGGAAGGAAGUGCUCGAAAGGAUUGGAGUGCCAAUAAAAGUUGACCUUCCUGGAGUCGGAGAGAAUGUGCAAGAACACAUGUUUGCUGGUGUCUGUUUUGAGCUGCGGGAUGAUAUCGAGUUUGACACAGUUGACCUACUCCGCGAUCCUGAGAUCUUUGCAAAGCAGUUGGAACUACAUGCCACCGGGAGGGGGAUAUUCACCAAAGGGGUCGUGGGAUUUGGCUUCGCGCCCCUGCAGAUGUUCUCUGACAAGGCCGAGGACAUUCACACGAAGAUCGAGGAGAAGAUUGCGAUGAGCAAGAAUAAGUUUCCACCAGGACUGAUGGAACAGUACAAGGUCCAGCUCGAUCGCUUGCACAGGGGCGCUCCUGGUUGCGAAUUCAUUACCAUCCCUGGCCACUUAUCUUCACCGCAUCAACCUGUUGCGGGUAAGAGGUAUAUUACGAUACUUGCCGCAAUGAAUCAUUGCUUCUCGAGAGGCACUAUUCAUUCGGCAUCCGCGGACCCGCAAAAGGACCCCGAGAUGGAUCCACGUUACUUUGAGCAAGAAGUCGAUAUGGAUAUAUUCUGUGAAGUGGUGAAGUUUGCCAGGAAGCUAGCACAGACCUCCCCGUUGAAGGACAUGAUCGUGCGCGAGAUCAACCCGGGCCCAGAGGUACAAGGAGAUGUACAAAUCUGUGACUGGAUCAGGAAUAAUUUCUCGACCACAUGGCAUACGGCUUCAUCCUGCUCUAUGCUGCCCCGAGAGAGUGGCGGCGUGGUUGACCCAGAGCUAAAGGUCUAUGGGACGAAUAAUAUCCGGGUAGUAGACCUGUCCAUAGUGCCGCUACAUUUUGCUGCCCAUCCUCAAGCAACUGUGUACGCUAUUGCCGAGAAAGCUGCAACUAUCAUCAAAACCAACUAUGUCGCGUCAAACAUCGGUGACAAUAUAGUGAUUUGA
Molecule: messenger RNA, 1845 nt
Organism: Fibroporia radiculosa
Lineage: Eukaryota; Fungi; Basidiomycota; Agaricomycetes; Polyporales; Fibroporiaceae
Exons: 25
Coding region: 1-1845 (614 amino acids)
Molecular function (GO): flavin adenine dinucleotide binding; oxidoreductase activity, acting on CH-OH group of donors
Source: RefSeq, a predicted model, not a curated record